AGAGAGCCGGUAGCCCUCAAUCCUGAAUGUGAGCUAUUGCCAAGGCUUUCUCUUAAAAAGACGUAUUAUAAAAGAUAAAAUAUUGACGCGAUUUACUUCAAUUUUAAUUGAUUCUUUAAAAAAAUUUUCUUGUAAUAUUAGUCAAUAUUAUUUUUAAAUUUUGUAUUCAUAAAUGUGAAAAUUAUCUUACGGUAAAAGUGAUUGUAUUCUUAAAAAAAAAAAAAAAAAAAAAUAGGAUCCAUUAAUAAAUUAAAGAAUUUAUAAUUUGUGGCUAAAAAGCUUCUUUUUGAUUUUUUUUCAUGAAAAAUUGUUGUGUAUUUUUUUCUUUAAUUUUUGUUGUCCAGAAAAAUAAAUUCUAGAGGUAAUUUACAUCAUGGAUUCCUUCCGGAAAACGUCAGAAUGUGAAGAAGAACUAUCAAUGAUAAAUCAAACUAGAAACGACAUUGCGGCUACGACUGUCGAUACGGCAAAUAUAGUUUCAAUGACUCCAGGACCCCAUCAACAUCCACCACCUUCACCUCUUAGUGGAUGUUAUCUUCUUGUCGUGCUUCCAGAACCACAUGCCGCCCAACAUAAACACUUUAUUCUCAAUAGACUUACCGAAGGAUUUUUGUCUUGGGAUAAAGAGAACUGCCACGUUGAUUUAGAAAAAGAAUUAGAGGCUUUAGUUACACAAUCACCUGAAGGUGAAGAAGCCAAAAAUGGUGAACGAUUAAUUCAGUAUGCGACAGAGAAUCUUGUUACAGAAAUUUUAAUUCAUCCACAAACUAAUACAUUACUUCAAUGUAUUAGAAAUCUUUUAGCAAGUUUUACAAAACACCGCCAUAUAAUUCAUGCCGGUUAUACAUUUGGCGAAAAUGGUUCCUGGAUACUGCAGGAUGGAACUUUUAGUCUUGCUGAUUUUUUGGAUGCAUUUAAUGAGCAUGAUGUACAGCGAGUACUUCGAGCUUAUGAAAAUAAUGUGACAAUAGAUAUAAACUGUGCUGGAAUCGGUGAAUGGUCAACGGAACGUUUAUCUCAAGAGCCUUGUACCAGGUUGUGUAGAAUCCGCUUAAAUCCUGAUAACAUAUUAACAACUGGAAUACCAGCAAUUGUCAACUUUAUUAACUACAUUGAACAAUAUUUGGUAGCACAAACAUUAGAUCAGUUAAUGCAACCGUCUGAUGUAGUAGGUAAUAUUCGAUUUAGUCAUCCGACUCUUUAUGUCUUCCCUGGCGGUCAAGGUGAUGCAGCUCUUUUUGGUAUAAAUGGCUUCAAUAUGUUAGUCGACGGUGGUUUUGCUAGAAAGUCAUGCUUUUGGGACUUCACUCGACAUUUGGAUCGACUAGACGCUGUUCUCUUUACAAGAUUAAAUAAUAGUAAUAUUGGUGGCAUGUCUAGCGUUCUUCGUAAAAAGAAGGAAACUCAAGUUUAUCCUCAAAUAGGACAUUUUUUUGGUAAUUUAAUAGAACGUAAGCACUCAAAUUUCCCUGACGAUAACAAAGACCGUGAUCCCCUUAUUAUCAGUCUCAUUGAUCUUGGGCAAGAAAUGGUGAAUAAUUUAAAACACAUUAAUCUACGUCCACACCUUUGCUAUAGAAAUCAAGAGCCUAUCAAUCUUUAUCAUAAAGUAGGACAUGGUACUUUGGAUAUGUAUAUUUUAAGUCCAUUAAAGGAUAGCACUGAAGUGAAAGAAUUUUUAUCUAAAUGGAAUGCUGUUGAUCAAAAGCUUUUUGCAGAUUCUCAUAAAAAAGAUUCAAAUAAUUUUACUUUCCCGAUUCAAAAUAUGGUAUCAAUAUGUGCUCUGUUAAUUUGGCAACCUGCAAACCCUGAUGACUCUAUUACAAGGAUUCUUUUUCCUGGAAGCACACCACAGCAUAAAAUUUUUGAAGGUAUUGACCGUUUGAAACAUCUUGAAUUUUUGAAGUAUCCAACGUGUUCCGCCAAAAAUUUAUCACCUGCUGUGUCAUUAGCUACAUUAAAAGAAAAAUCUACGAAACUUAAAAUUAAUCAAAUAGAUAAAGAAACAAAGCGAACAAAUGAAAUCAAAAACCCUAAACGUGAGUUGUCUGAAGUUAAAGCUUUAAAACUAGACAAUCAAGCCCAAAAAUACGAGACAAAGGCUAAGAAAACAAGUGAUUUGGAAAAUAAGAAGAUUGAUGAUACAAAAGAAUAUUCUAAAACAGUAAUUGACAUAAAGGAGUCGAAAAAAAAUGAAAAAAAUAUCAAAGACUUAAAGAAAGAUUCAAAAAAAGAUGUUAAUAAAGAAGCUGAAAUUAUUAAAACAAAUGUUGAAGAUAAAAAUACAAUGAAUAAGGAGUUGAAAGGAAAGAUUGAACGAAAAAAACAUGAUUCUAAAGAUUCCAAAGAAUCGAAAAUAACACCACAAGUAUUAAAAGCUGAAAAUAAAUCCGAUUCUACUAAUAAGAAAUUAAAAAUAUCAACUUUAAAGAAGCCAUUAAGUGGAUUAACAACUAAAUCUGAAAUUUCAAAAUCUCCAGCUCCUAAAACGUCGAACAAACUUACUACAAAGCAAGUAUUUCCUCCUGCAAAAAGUGCUAAAGAUGCUAAUAAUCGAAAAGUCUUAGAGCAGAAAAAUAUAGAAAAGAUUAGCUCGAAACAAAAAGCGUCACCAACAGUUGCUCCAGUUGAAAAGAAAUCCGUUGUUCGACGCACAAAACUUAUUGCUAGCCCAAGUAAAUCUCGAUUGUCGGGAAGCCCAGUAAAACAAUCCAAAAUUAGUUCAACGGUCUCAACUAAAUCAGAUAAAGAUGGAGUAGUAAAAAAAAUUAAAAAUGAAAAGGAAACAACUGACUCAUCAACAGUAUCAACAUCAUCAGUUGUUGAAAUCGAUCCAACGAAAUUUAUUGAUAAAUGCUUAACUGAAAAAUCUGAAGAUAUGUCACUCGACUCAAUUGAGAACAAAGUUCUUGCUGAUCUUAAAGAAGAACGUCAAGUUAUAGAAGAAAUUGAAGCAGUGCUUCAAAAAGCCGAAAGAAUAGAGAAUACUCGGGAAAAUUUAGUGAAAGAAGGGCAUGAAAAUUUGGAGAUCAAAGAAAAAAAAGAAGAUAUAACUGAAGAUGAUGUGACUGCAGAAAUAGAUGAAAUAGCCAGAAAAUCAGUUUCUAGAAAAGCCAGCCCGGAACUUACUGAAGAAGACGAAUAUUUAAUUAUUGAAAAAGAAGAAAUAUAUACUGAAGAUUCUGCUCAUAGUGGAGAAACUGAACAUAAGCACUUUUUGGAUGUUGUUCAAUCAGAAAAAAAUUUUGUACAUGAAUCACUUAUUAAAGAAGAAGAGGCUGAAAACAUAAUUUUAAAUAAAGAAAAUGACAAAGAAGAAAAAGAAGAAGAUGAUGAUGAUGAUGGUGAUGGUGAUGGUGAUGAUGAUGAUGUCGAUGUCGAUGACGAUGAUGGUGAUGAUGAUGAUGAUGUCGAUAAUCAGGACUAUGGUGAUGAUGAUGAAAAUGAACAGGAAAAAGAAGAAGAGGAUGGAGAAUGUGAAGAGAAACAUGGAGUGAAAGAAAUUGCAGAAGAUUAUGAAAGCGUAGAAAAAGAAGUUGCCGUUGAAAAAGGAAUUGUUGAAGAGCAAGAAAAAAGUGAUAUUCCUGAAAAAAAAUUGCAUGAUGAUUUUCAAGAUAGAGAAAAAGAACACCAAGAAAGCAAAAGUAUUUCUAUUUCUAAGCAUAAAGAAGAAUCAGAAGAAAAAAAUAAAGAGAUUAUCACAUCAUCUACAAAAAUGAUUCCGAAAAAAGACAGUAAAGAUGCCUUAGAUAAAAAAGACAGUGAAAACAUAACCGAAGCUAUCAGGGCAAGUCCAGAAAAAGUAGAUUCUUCUGAAAGAAAAGUAAUUAACGAUACUGAUGUCAAACAAGAAAUAGGAAAAGAUUCUCAAAUCAGAGAAAAAUUCGAAGAAUCUCAAGAAAGAGUAUCAACUAUGGAAUCUGGAGCCACAACAACAGCUCCCACCUUACCUGAGGAUGAACGAAUUUCUGUUGAAGGUGUAAAACAAGUGCCUACAGAUAUCAUUAAACAAGGAAUCGCAGAAGUAAAAAAAAUUGAAAUUCCUGCCAAAUCAAGGAUUAUUUCUUUAGCUACGAUGGAAGUUUCUGAAUUAAAGCCUGGUACUAAAGUAUUCACCUCUCAGCAAACUAUUCCAGCUCUGCCGAGAGAUAUUGUGAAGACUCCAGAUGAAGUUGCUGAUCUACCUGUGCAUGAGGAAGUAGAUCCAAAACUUUACGAAAUAGACAAUUAUGAUACCAGUAAAGAAGGAAAAGCUCAAUAUAUUAAAGAAUCUGUUAUAUCAUCGAAAGAACCGAAAAACGUUUUAGGUUUCUUUAGUAAAGUCGCAGAUAAAUUUGAAAAAGGUAUUGAUAAAUUAACUGGAAAGUCUCGAAGAGAUUCUGAAAAAGAUAUUGAUGAAAACUCGUUAUCGAAAUCAGGAUCUCCAAGAGAAAGUAAUAUAGACGAAAUUUCCGCAGGAAUGAAGAUUGAAGAACUUCAACCGAAGCAAGAUGGAAAAGAUGUUGCAGUAAAGGAAACAAUUGAGACUAGCAUAGAAAGCAAAGAAAUCCAUAAAACUGAAGGAAUCCCAUCAGAAACAGAUGAAAAAUCAGAUACCCCUGAUCAUCAACAAGCAAAUAAACUCGAUGAAAAUGUAGAAGGCGUCGAAGAUGUUGAAGCGUUAUUAGAAGAAGCAUCAAAAAAAUUCAAAACUGUAAAAGAUAGUCUGCGAGAUUCUUUAGAGUCAUUAGAGGAACAGAUAGUUCAAGAAGAAUUAAUAAAGACCGAGCUAGAAUGUGAUAGUAAUGAUGAAAUUGAAGGAAAAUUAAAUAAAGUAGUUGAAAAAUUGGAAGAAAUAAAACCGAAUGAAGAAAAUAUUACAACUGACAAAGAGGUAGAAAAAGUAAAGUUUGGAUUAUCGAAAAGUGAUUAUUUUGAAGAUAAUGAACGAAGCGAUGACAUGAGUUCUGUUAAAAACAUUAAAGAAGCAGUAAAAGAUGUUGGUGAAGUACUUGCUGGAACUGCUGGAAUAAUUAUUGAAGAUAAACCUAAAGAUGUUAUCGAAAUAGUCAAAAAAGUCGCUGAAGUACUCAAAGAAAAUGAUUUCCUUCCAGAUCAAACUUUGUCUGCAGAAAAAUUGACAGCAGAAAUAAAGAAAGAUUCAAAAACUAAAGAAUUAUGGCAAGAUCAUCAUGAUCAAACACCUGUUGCUUCAUCAUCAGUAAAAAGUAAAAACGAUGAUAAAUUAGAAGCAAAAUUAAUGUGUGCCGAUUUGUUAAGAGAUGAUAUAGCAUUGAACUUGCAAACAAACAUAAGUGCUCUUAGUGAUACUCAAGAUACGGAAUUAGAUGUUUUAAAAGUUGGAAUUGAAAGUGUAUGUAAAAAAGUGGAUGUAACGCACCAAAAAGAUGGUAAGGAAUUAGUCAGUGAUAUAGUGACGUCAGAAAUCGCAUUUGAACAUAAAAUAAUACCUACAACUGCUGAAGUUGUCUUAGUUACACCAGAUUCAUUACCAACGUCACCUCAAUUUUCUGCUAAACUUCCAGAUCAAUAUGUCGAUAAAAGUCAGAUUGAAAUGAGUUCAAUUGAAUCUUUUAUAACUGAGGACGUUAAAAAUAUUGUUAAUAAGAAAAUUGAUAUUUAUAAAAUAAUUGAAGAAUUAUUGUUAAUCCAUAAAAUAAAAAUUACUAUUCAAAUAUUAGAAUUUAUUUCCAUAGAAAAACAAAUUGUCAAACAAAAACUAAUUCAAAUCAUUAACCAAAUUGUUUCUCAGCAUAAUCUUUUACCAAGCAGUGCUAUUGAAAAUAUUACAAUUUUUGAUACCGAAAAAGAAAUAUUAAAAGACGUUAAAGAGCAAGAAGUCGAAGAUUACAUUACUGAACAAUAUCUUAAAAAUAAUAUUCCAAUUACUGUAAUGAUUUUGAAAGAAAUUUCUAUAAAACAUUCUUAUCCAAUUUACUCAGUAAUUGAAGUAAUCAAAAAUAUAAUUAUUAUUAAUAAAGUUCCACCAUCUGACAUCAUGGACAUCUCUGAACAAGUUUUAGAAGACUUAGUUCGAGAAAAUACUCAUAUUAAAGGCGUGGAAGUGGAUGAAAAGAAUCAAAUCGACGACAAAGAAAAACAUGAUAUUGAAUUUACUGAACCUACUUUGAUAACCGACGAAGUUAAAUCUCUAAUCCAGGAUCAUUUCACAAACGAAUACAUUGCAAAGAACAAAAAUAUUGACAUUAAUGCUAUCAAAAGAAUUCAUCAUCAACACCUCAUUUCCAAACGAGCCAUCAUGGAAAUUCUAGAUGAAUUAAUUAUAAGUAAAAAGUUACAAAAACAGUCAGUAGUCGAUAUUGCAGAAGUGGCGUGGAAUACCUUUGAGUCAAGCGAUGAAAUCGAAGACAUCUCAAAAAAUAUUAAAAAAGAUAAGAUGAUUACAAAAAUUGAAAGUGAUCCUUUGAUAGGCUCAUCAGAUAAAAGUAAAUAUGCUAUAUCUUUUGGAGAUCUAGACAAAUCUGAAUCCGAUGAUUUCGAGGCUGUAGAACAAGAAUAUAAACUAAAUAUUAGUAUUGAUAAGAAUAAAAUUCAACAUGACGAAAAAGAAUGUACGAAAAGCAGUAUUGAUGAUGUCAUGGAAGCAGACGAAAAAAUUAAUAUGAGUGGUCAAAAACCCGAAAACAUAACAGAUAAAAAAAGUGAUUUAACUUCAGCUACAUCAUCCAUGAUAAGUUCAGCAUAUGGUCAAAAAAUCAUGGUGGAAAGUGAAAACGAUAACGAACAGGAACUCAAAUCAUCAGCAUGUUUAGAGUCAAUAGUAAUGAGUGAUAAGAUAACUUUACCUGAUGUCGGAAAAGAUUUAAUGGAAGAUGGAAAAUCAGUUUUUCCAUUAGGUCAUACAUCCAUUGAAAAACAAGAUGAAGUACAAACUGAUAAAGGCGAAGUACAAGAUAGUCGUGACUCAGUACUUUCACUAUCUGUUAAAUCAAGUCGAAAAACUAGUUUAACAGAACCUGAAGAAAAAGAAAGAAAUGAUACUGAAUCACUCAUUACUUCAACAAAUAUUUCACCGAGACAAGCGGAAAAAUCCAUAGACCUUGAAAAAGGCCAAAUUCAACAACCUUUAUCUCCAGCACAUUCUGUAUCAAGUGAUUCAAAAGAUUUAUUGGAAGAUAUAAAAGAUGAAAGUAAAAAUUUUGCAUUGACAUCUUCUUCAACUGCUAUUUCACCAACUCAAAAAAAGAAUUUAGAAUUUAGUGAAAUCUCUGAAGUACAGAAUAUUGAGUUUCCCAUAGCUCCAAUAGUAUCAACUAUAGAUAAAAAAAUGAAUGAUCAAAUAGAUAACCAGGAAGAUGAUAAAAAACCGGAAUCAUCAGAAAUGUUUGAAUUUUCAAAAAGAUUCGAAAAAAAAGAAAAUUCAAGUCAAUCUUCAAAUGAGUUCAAAUUAUCUACGUCUUUAAUAUCAAGUGAACAACAAAGACCAAGCGAUCAAGCAGAUGAUCACGACAACAAUCUAAAAUCAGAAACUCUCUUAACAUCAAAGUCACUGAGUUCUGCAACUGAUAUGAUUGAUGAUAUUAAAGAUAAAUUAAAAGAUCCGAAAACAUCAUCAACAGAACAACUGUCAGUAGUAAUAGGAAGAAUAGAAAGCGUGGAUCAGAAUAUAGAAGAUAAAAAAAAUAUUCAUGAAACUAUAGCAACAUCACAAGAUAGUACCCUAAUUCGAAGAGAAAGUUUAACGGAUGACCAGGUUGAGAAGAAACAAUCUGAUAGAGAACUUGCACCUCCAAAAUCUUCAGUAAAUACCAAGGAAGACAUUUUGAGUGACGAAACUAAAGAUCAAACCAUAAAAGAGGAAUCAAGAAAACGUUCAAUAUCUACGUUGCUAAUCGAUAAUAUAGAUACAGUCGAUAAUGACCAAAAUGGAUUAAAGGACAAAAAUAUAUCAUCAACGUUUCAAUUUACAGAAUUGUCUGAUAAAAAAUUAAGCCUAUGUCAGCAAAUAAUAACUGAAAAAGAAGAUAUUGAAACUUCAGAACUACUACCAUCUUCAACUAUAAGUCAGGUAGGAAUCUCUUCAGAUAAAAAAGUCACAGAACAAAGCGACAACGAAUUUACGAUACCUGAAAAAGAAGAAAAGAUAAUUAACGCAGCAGAAGAUAGGAUCAAUAAAGUUGAAUUAGGAACUCUUUCAUCAUCAACGUUACCAAGUAGUAGUGUAGAUAAAGCUGAUGAUUCGCACGAUGAAUUAAAAGAUGUUAAACUACUUCCAAAAAUACAAUCUCCAAUAUUGUCGCAAGAAACUACGAGUGUAAGUAAACAUACAGAAGAUGGUAAAAAUUCUACUGAAACUGCAGUGAUAUCACCAGAUACCGUAAUUCAGACAGAGAGCUUAUCAACUAAUGAAGACGAGAAGCAACGAUCUGAUAAUGAGCUUAUAUCUCCAACAUUUUCAGUAUGUGGUGAAAAAGACAGUUCACCAGACGAUGUGGGUGCAAGUGAAACAUCCAAAAAACCUUCAUUAUCACCGUCACAACAGUCUGAUACUGAUAUAGCUGACAGUAAUAAAGAUGGGUCAAAAAUAAUAGAACCAUCCCCGGAAUCAAAAUCUACGGGUCCGUCAGAUCAGACAGUAAAAGCAAGUAUGCAUGCUGAAGAACACACAGAUGAUACUGAAAGUACAGUGUCACCGAAAGACACCACAAGUCAACACGAAACUUUGAAAGAUAUGGAAAGUCGACACAGUAUGGAGCGUCAAUCGUUAUUAUCAUUAGUAUCUGAUGAAAACGAUAGAUUAAUCAAUCAACCUGACAAAAUUGAUGACACAGAGAAAUCAAAAACGAUUUCAUUAUCUCCUUCAUCGCGGUCCCCUACAAAUAUAGCUGACAGUCAUGAAGAUAAAUCAAAAGAUGUAAAAUUAUCCCCGACAUUACCAUCCUCAGUAGUGUCAGAUGGGACAGUAAAAGCAAGUAUGGAUGCAGAAGACCACAGAGAUACCAUUGAAAGUACGGUGUCAAUACCAGAUGCUACAACUCAAGACAAAACUUCAACAGACGACAAAAAAGAGAACGAACAGUACGACGAAAGACGUUCAUCUUUAUCAACAUCAGUACCUAGUCGAAAAGGCAGCUCGACUUACCAAACGGAUGAUCUUGGGGAUAUAGAAAAAUCAGAAACGCCUUUAUUGUCUCCGUCAUCACGGUCCCAUACAAGUAUAGCUGACAGUCAUGAAGAUAAAUCGGAAGAUAUAAAACUAUCCCCGACAUUACCAUCCUCAGCAGUGUCAGAUGGGACAGUAACAGCAAGUAUGGAUGCAGAAGACCACAGAACCACCAUUGAAAGUACGGUAUCAAUACCAGAUACCACAACUCAAGACGAAACUUUAACAGACGACAAAAAAGAGAAAGAACAGAACGACGAAAGGCGUUCAUCUUUAUCAACAUCAGUACCUAGACGAAAAGGCAGCUCGACUUACCAAACGGAUGAUCUUGGGGAUAUAGAAAAAUCAGAAACGCCUUUAUUGUCUCCGUCAUCACGGUCCCAUACAAGUAUAGCUGACAGUCAUGAAGAUAAAUCAGAAGAUAUAAAAUUAUCCCCGACAUUACCAUCCUCAGCAGUGUCAGAUGGGACAGUAACAGCAAGUAUGGAUGCAGAAGACCACAAAACCACCAUUGAAAGUACGGUAUCAAUACCAGAUGCCACAACUCAAGACGAAACUUUAACAGACGACAAAAAAGAGAAAGAACAGAACGACGAAAGGCGUUCAUCUUUAUCAAUAUCAGUACCUAGACGAAAAGGCAGCUCGACUUACCAAACGGAUGAUCUUGGGGAUAUAGAAAAAUCAGAAACGCCUUUAUUGUCUCCGUCAUCCCGGUCCCAUAUGAGUAUAGCUGACAGUCAUGAAGAUAAAUCAGAAGAUAUAAAAUUAUCCCCGACAUUACCAUCUUCAGCAGUGUCAGAUGGGACAGUAAAAGCAAGUAUGGAUUCAGAAGACCUCAGAGAUACCAUUGAAAGUACGAUGUCAAUACCAGAUGCUACAACUCAAGACAAAACUUCAACAGACGACAAAAAAGAGAAAGAACAGUACGACGAAAGGCGUUCAUCUUUAUCAACAUCAGUACCUAGUCGAAAAGGCAGCUCUACUUACCAAACGGAUGAUCUUGGGGAUAUAGAAAAAUCAGAAACGCCUUUAUUGUCUUCGUCAUCACGGUCCCAUACAAGUAUAGCUGACAGUCAUGAAGAUAAAUCAGAAGAUAUAAAAUUAUCCCCGACAUUACCAUCCUCAGCAAUGUCAGAUAGGACAGUAAAAGCAAGUAUGGAUUCAGAAGACCACAGAGAUACCAUUGAAAGUACGAUGUCAAUACCAGAUGCUACAACUCAAGACAAAACUUCAACAGACGACAAAAAAGAGAAAGAACAGUACGACGAAAGGCGUUCAUCUUUAUCAACAUCAGUACCUAGUCGAAAAGGCAGCUCGACUUACCAAACGGAUGAUCUUGGGGAUAUAGAAAAAUCAGAAACGCCUUUAUUGUCUCCGUCAUCCCGGUCCCAUAUGAGUAUAGCUGACAGUCAUGAAGAUAAAUCAGAAGAUAUAAAAUUAUCCCCGACAUUACCAUCUUCAGCAGUGUCAGAUGGGACAGUAAAAGCAAGUAUGGAUUCAGAAGACCACAGAGAUACCAUUGAAAGUACGAUGUCAAUACCAGAUGCUACAACUCAAGACAAAACUUCAACAGACGACAAAAAAGAGAACGAACAGAACGACGAAAGGCGUUCAUCUUUAUCAACAUCAGUACCUAGUCGAAAAGGCAGCUUGACUUACCAAACGGAUGUUCUUGGGGACAUAGAAAAAUCAGAAACGCCUUUAUUGUCUCCGUCAUCACGGUCCCAUACAAGUAUAACUGACAGUCAUGAAGAUAAAUCAACAGAUAUAAAAUUAUCCCCAACAUUACUAUCUUCAACAGUGUCAGGUGAGACUGUAAAAGCAAGUAUGCAUACAGAAGAUCGCAAAGAUACCAUUGAAAGUACAGUGUCAAUAUCAGAUACAACAAUUCAAGACGAACCUUCGACAGACGGCAAAAAACAGAAAGAACAAAACGACGAAAGACGUUCAUCUCUUUCAACAUUAGUACCUAGUCGAAAAGGCAGCUCAAUUUACCAAACGGAUGAUUGUGGAGGUAUAGAAAAAUCAGAAAUUCCUUUAUUAUCUCCGUCCUCACGGUCCCAUACUAGUAUAACCGACAGUCAUGAAGAUGAAUCAAAUGACAUUAAAUUAUCCCCAACAUUACUAUCUUCAGUGGUGUCAGAUGAAGUUGUAACGUUAAGUAAGCGUAUAGAAGAUCAUCAAAGUGCUUCGGAAACUUUAGCGUCACUCCAAGAUCUAACAACGCAGCACGAAACACGAAAAGAUAAUACACAAGAGGCAGAACAAUUCGAUAAGAGGCGUUCAUCAUUAUCAACGUUAGUAGCUAGUCGAAAGAACAGUUUAACAGACCAAACUGACGAUCUCGGGGAAGUAGAAAAAUCAGAAACACUCCCAUCAUCUCCGUCAACACGGUAUCAUACGAGUAUAGCUGAUAGUAAUGACGAAAAAUCAAAAAGUGUUGAAUUAAUCGAGAUAUUACAAAGUACAGUACCAUCAGAUGAGAUUGUCAUGCCGAGUAAGCAUGCCGAAGAUCGCAAUGAGGCAAUUAAAAUGGUACCGGCCCAAAAUACUAUGACCCAGCACGAAACUUCAGAAAAUGAAAGAAAAGAGGGAGAACAAUACAAGGAGCGUAAAUCGUCGGAAUCUUCGAUAUCUAGUGACAAAGAAAGUCUCAUUAACCAAAUAAAAAAAAACGGUGUCAAUGACGCUGAGCCAGCGAUUCUUUCAAAAUCCAUUUUAUCAAUUUCUGAUACAGAAUCACCUGACAAAAGUAAAGAUGGACAGAAAAAUAUAAAAUUAUACUCAGCGCUAGAAUCACCGGUAGUGUCAUCUGAGAUAGAAAUCCCAAUUCAAAAAAUAGAAGAUUCAAAUGAUGAUAGCAAAACUGUAAUAGCUCAACAAGAUACUGCAUUAGUACAGAAAGAAAGUUCAUCAAUUAAUGAAGACGAAAAAGAUCAAUGCAAUAAAAGAGUUACAUCUCCAGCACUUUCAGUAUCAAGUGAAACCAAAUCUCCAAUAUUGUCGCAAGAAACUACGAGUGUAAGUAAACAUACAGAAGAUGGUAAAAAUUCUACUGAAACUGCAGUGAUAUCACCACAUACCGUAAUUCAGACAGAGAGCUUAUCAACUAAUGAAGAUGAGAAGCAACGAUCUGAUAAUGAGCUUAUAUCUCCAACAUUUUCAGUAUGUGGUGAAAAAGACAGUUCACCAGACGAUGUGGGUGCAAGUGAAACAUCCAAAAAACCUUCAUUAUCACCGUCACAACAGUCUGAUACUGAUAUAGCUGACAGUAAUAAAGAUGGGUCAAAAAUAAUAGAACCAUUCCCGGAAUCAAAAUCUACGGGUCCGUCAGAUCAGACAGUAAAAGCAAGUAUGCAUGCUGAAGAACACACAGAUGAUACUGAAAGUACAGUGUCACCGAAAGACACCACAAGUCAACACGAAACUUUGAAAGAUAUGGAAAGUCGACACAGUAUGGAGCGUCAAUCGUUAUUAUCAUUAGUAUCUGAUGAAAACGAUAGAUUAAUCAAUCAACCUGACAAAAUUGAUGACACAGAGAAAUCAAAAACGAUUUCAUUAUCUCCUUCAUCGCGGUCCCCUACAAAUAUAGCUGACAGUCAUGAAGAUAAAUCAAAAGAUGUAAAAUUAUCCCCGACAUUACCAUCCUCAGUAGUGUCAGAUGGGACAGUAAAAGCAAGUAUGGAUGCAGAAGACCACAGAGAUACCAUUGAAAGUACGGUGUCAAUACCAGAUGCUACAACUCAAGACAAAACUUCAACAGACGACAAAAAAGAGAACGAACAGUACGACGAAAGACGUUCAUCUUUAUCAACAUCAGUACCUAGUCGAAAAGGCAGCUCGACUUACCAAACGGAUGAUCUUGGGGAUAUAGAAAAGUCAGAAACUUUUUCAGUAUUGACGUUGCACUCUGGAGAGUUGUUAGAUGGGACAAAAAGCAUCGGUCAAGAUAUAGAAAGUAAAAAAGAUGCUACUGACACUGUCGAGUCUCAAAAAAGUCUUACAAUUGAAAAAAAAAGCUUAGCAGAUGAUAAAAACGAGAUUGAAAAAUACGAGACGGGACUGACAUCUCGAUUACCUAUAUUAUCCAGUGAUAAAAAAAGUUUAAUUGAUCAAAUAAAUGAUUCCGGAUCAGAAGCUCUUCUAACAUCUACGUUACUAAGUAGUAGUACUACUGAAGCUGGUGAUCAUAGUGAUGAAUCGAAAGAUGUAAAAUUAUUUUCAAGCUUAGCAUCUUCAGUAAUUCCGGAUAGAACUCAAAACUUAAGUCAGCAAAUUGAAGAUAAAAAAGAUAAUUUAACAAAUAUAUCGUCGUCACAAACUACUACUUUAACUGAAAAAGAAUUUGCAAAAAGUAAUAUAGAUACUGAGGAACAUGAUUAUAAGAAUUUGACAACUCCAACAUCUAGUAAAAAAGAUAUUUCCGACCAUAGUGAAUCUGGAAUUCCUCAAGUCGAUAUUAUGCCAAUAAAAAAGCUAAGUUUGAUUGAUGAUGAAGUAAAUAUACUGCAAAAAAAUAAGCCGUUGUCAUCUCCAAUGUCUUCGGAUUUAACUUUAGAAAAUAAAAUGAAAAAUCAAACAAGUGAUUUCGCUCAAGAUAUUCAUUUCACUUCCUUGCAUAGUGUCAAAACAGGCAUUAAAGAUGGUGCCGAUAACUUAUCAGAGCAAAAUAUGCCUAGACCCUUAGAAUUAACUCUAUCAAACAUAAAAGAUACUGUAGUUGAUCGAGCGGAUAAGAAAGACGACAUUAUAAAAUUAAGUUCUUCUUCAAUAGGGACUCCACCAAGUAUGAAAAUAGAGAUCAGUGGUAGUGAUAGUGAUAAAAUUCAUGAAACUGAAUCGUCGAUGACUCAAGAAUCUAUAAAACUUGAUAAAAAAGAAAGUUUAGUCGAUGAUUUAGAAAAUGUCCAGGACAAUGUCGAAAGUUUGACUUCAACUACACCGUCAUUAGUUCGAAAAGAAAGUUUAAUAAAUGACGGUAUAAAUAUAAUUUCAUCUUUUUCAAUAGAAGUAGAUAGUAAGAUUUCUAGUCCUCAAGAAAUCGAAACUCUUUCGAAGGUAGGUUUAUCAAAAACGACAAUUGCAGAUGAUAAUCAGUCUUCAGAACAGCAAAAAAAAAGAGAUGAAAAGUCUCUAUUAAAUCAAGAUAAACUUAGAAGUUCACAUGAUGAUGAAUAUGGAAUUACUAUGCCUAGUGAAACAAAUAAUUUGAAAGAUAUUCAUGACAAAUCGACAAGUCAAAGUCAUCAAAAUAUCGAGCUUGACAGAUCUAAUGAUGAAUCAGAGGCCAUGUUGGUAAAGAAAAAAGAUAUUGAAAAGUAUAUAAUGAAUGAGUAUGUAGAAAGACGUAAAAUAAUAGUGAGUGAGGUCCUUGAAGAAAUAAUGAAUCUUUAUGAUGUGUCAAAGGACAUUAUCAUUGAAAUAAUUGAAGCAAUUUGUUAUGAAAAAAAUAUCGACAAGAAAUCUAUUUUUGAUAAUGGUGAGAACAUAAAAUUUGACAUUAGUUAUCGAGUAACAAAGAGAGACAUCCAAUCAAGUACGUUACCUAUGGAUAAAAAAUUGGAUAUAGAAAAUUAUAUCAUAAGAGAAUAUGUUAAACCACAGAAAAAGAUAACCUUGAAAAUAAUUCAAGAAAUAUCUACAACAAAAGGAGUAUCAAAUAAUGAUAUUCUUGCAAUAGUUGAGAAUCUUAUUGCAGAACAAAAAUUAGAAAGAGAAUUUUUAAUUGAGAAUGUAGAGAAAGACGAAAGCAGUUAUGAGGAAAAACUUUCAGAGCACUUAUCUGGUAAGUCAACACCUGAAUGUAAGUCUUUUGAAUGCUUAACGUCACAAGCCUUAGUCGAUGAUGAUAAAUAUGAAAGUCAAUUCCAAAAAUCUUUUCCUCGUGACUUAACAGAAAUGCGCACAACUCAUAUAACUACUUUUAUACAUAAAUCAUCUUCUGGUCCAAGCACUCAAAUAGAUCUUCCUGAUUCUUUUUCAAGAUCACUAGUAACAGACUUGGACAUAAAAAAUACUGAAAACUGCUUUAUUAGUGGAGGUAAAAUAAUAGUAGAAACAACGACUAUCGAACAUAAAUCUGAGCCGGUAGAAAUGAUCUAUGACAAUAGUUUGAAAGAACAAAAUGUAAUAGUUAAAGAUGAAAUUUCUAUUAUUAAACCGAUACCAGAAAAUCAAACUACUAUUGAUACAACAGACGUAAAAAGUGAUUCUAUUGAACAAGAAAAAAAAGAUGGAGAAGAAAAAAAAACUUUUGAUUCCAAUAAAGAAUCUGAGUUAAAAAAAGAAGAAAUACAUGAAGUUGAUGAAAUAAAACAAAAAGAAUCCAAAGAUAUAGCGCAAAGUUAUAAGCACCAUUUAGGUAUGCUGAUAUCUGGAGAGAAAUCGGGAAGAUCAACUCCUGAAAAAAAAGAUGGACUGGAAAAUCGUUCUAGAACGUCAACACCGGAAGGUUUUCGUUCUGAGGAAGUUAUAAAAACUACUAUCACAACUACUCGGACAAUUUCUGAUGAAGGAGAAAUUAUAACAACUACCAAAGAAGUAACAGAAACAACAAAUGAACACGGUGAGGUUAUUGUUUUAGCAGAAAAAGUAGAUGUUACUGUAGCAGAUCAAGGACCGUCAGUGAAUGAAUCAGCUUCAGUUGAAUCCGCACAUUCACUAGAUCUUCAAAAAUCUAGUACUUCUUGCUCAGAUGUAACAAGUCAUGAUCAAACUGUAACUGAUAUUUCGCAUAAAACUGGAGAAAGACAACUUGACUCUGAAAAUAAAACACCUGGUUCUCCAGCGUCAAUGACGUCUCAAGUUUAUCACUUUGAAAUACAGAGUGAACCUGUUGAAUUUUCUACUGCUGACAUGAGUAGUAGUUUUUAUGGGCAUUUACCAUCCAUACCACCAUCUAGUCAAGGAGAUUCAUCGAUUAAACUGGUUAGUUCUACUGAAACAGGUGAUUUUACAUUCAAAAAACUAACUGAAUCUGACACUCAAAAUGGAAAACCGAAUUUAAAGCAAGAUACAGAUGUUGAAAAAUCUGAUGAUGAGUUCGUUAGAACAGGCGAAAUUGAUGAAGAGAAAAAGGAUCCUUUGAAGGAUUGGGGCACACCGAUGAAAUUGCCACCACCUGAAAGACCAGAUAGAUUCAAUUUCCGAAAUAGCGCACUACUACGUGCUGCUAAUAUUUCAUUGAAUUCUCCCGAGUUUGACUUAUUCCACGAUUGGGGUAAACCCAUGGAAUUACCUUCACCUGCGCCAGUUUGUAACGAAUCAUCUGAUAAAACUUUAUCAUCGACACCUAAAAAAGAUGUUAAACAGCCCAAAAAAAUAAUUUCAGAAAGCUUGAAAAAUAAAAAACGUUCAGAAAGUCCCAGUAAAAGUAACAAAAAAUCUAAAGAAGUAAAGAAUAAAAUUCAACCGGUUUAUUUAGAUUUGACUUUUGUUCCUCAUCAUGGAAAUUCUUACUACACAUCAUUGGAAUUUUUCAAACGCAUAAGGGCCAGAUACUACGUUUUCAGUGGAACGGAACCUAGCCGUGAGGUAUACGAUGCUUUGCUAAACGCUAAGAAAACUUGGGAAAACAAGGAUCUCGAAGUGACGAUAAUUCCAACUUACGACACUGAUACACUAGGAUAUUGGGUAGCUGAUAAUGAAGAAGCACUAGCAGAAAAUCAUAUUGAUCUUUCUCCAUCUGCUUCACGUUGUACAAUAAAUCUUCAGGAUCACGAAACGAGCUGUAGCGCUUAUCGGCUUGAAUUUUAGAAUUCGACAAUAUAAAAGGUCAUACUAGUCAAGAGUUAAGUUAUCAUAACUGAUAUUUUAUAAAUUUAUUCGAUAUUUUCUAUCAUAAUCGUCAUUUAUAAUUAUUUAAAGAUUCUUAAAUAACUUUUUUUAAUAAAAAUUAUUUUAGCCACUUAAAUAACUAUUCAACAUUAUGUUAGGUUUAUGUAAUGUAAAUAUCAAUAUAUGUUGUAAUAGCAUUGAGUGCAUAGAUCUGUGAUCUAGAUUUGUGAUAAAUUCCGAGCAAAAUGAAAAAGAUGAAAUUUAAGAAAAAUUAUAUGAAUCGGCAUUUAUAAUCGCAGCUUUACGUGUUAUCCAAUUUCAAUAACAAUUAUUAACUUAUUUAUGACUUACCGAAAUAUUUUGAUUUUUAAAAAAUUAUUCGCUUCUUUUAAGAAUAAAAAUUAUAUUAGAUUUUCAAAUAAAAAUCGAGCUUUAAUUAUUUUACAAUAUUCACAACUACUCUUAUGAUAAUAAGGUAACCAAAAGAAAUAAGACCGACAAGAGAAAGCGAUGAGACAAAGCUAAAUUUUAUAAUUUACAGUGUUAGUAUUCAAGUAUAUGGAGCAUUCCAUACUUAAUAAACCAAUGUUUUUAAUUUAUCAUUUUGGAAUUACACUCAGUUUUUUGUCAUAUUUUUGUAUGUGAUGAAAAUAGCUUUUAAGUAUUUUAUUAGAAUUUUAUUUUCAGUUGUACGUAAAUCAUAAAUUUGAAAAUGAAUUUUUCAAUGCCUAAAAAUAAAAAUGUGUUACUGGAGAA
This is a messenger RNA of Microplitis mediator, 17656 nucleotides long. RefSeq names its product microtubule-associated protein futsch. The coding region runs from base 374 to 16879 and encodes 5501 amino acids. Lineage: Eukaryota; Metazoa; Arthropoda; Insecta; Hymenoptera; Braconidae. The record is from RefSeq and is a predicted model, not a curated record. The transcript is spliced from 7 exons. Gene Ontology annotation, biological process: dendrite development; axonogenesis; microtubule cytoskeleton organization. Gene Ontology annotation, cellular component: dendrite; cytosol; microtubule. Gene Ontology annotation, molecular function: microtubule binding; actin binding.